AUGUUUCCUCGAAUAGUGCACGAGUCCGGUUUUUGGAGUUUUGAAAUCGAUGGCAUUGUGACAGCCGAUCUCAAAAAUGUUGUGCUAUCUUCGGAUUCGGAAUACAUUCCACCAGUUGCCAUCCAGGCUCGGCCACUUGCUGACAAAGUUGAAGGUGAGUCAUUAUUAGCUGUCUUUCAGGCCACAUAAGUUUUGAGUAGAAGACAUAAUGUCCUAUGGACGGUGAAUACCGCUUCCACGCUGUAAUUUCUUGCCUGCCUAGCUCAAGGCACUAGCGGAUAUUCACUCCAACAUUUUCGUGGAUUCCUGUAGGUUGCAGACCUGGGGUAGGAAGUGACUUGUAUACCAGAACGCAAACAGUACAGGGAUCCGAACCUAUAAGGUGUGCGGACACAUCAACGAUACAUAUCACUGUUUGUUUACCACGGAUUUUUUCGACCAAUUUACAGACAACUCUAUCCCCGGUUCAUAGUUUGGUUUAAACUAGUGGAUAUUUAUUACCCCUAAACGCUGUUUCUCCUGCUAUCCCUCGUCUACCUCCCGCCUCUGCCGUCUAGACAACAUUUUCCUUCGAUCAUCCGCUCCAUUUGUGAUAUGUCCAAGGCUCGAACAAAAAGGCGUCGACGUUGACUUCGUCUUUCCAGCCAGUAUUUUGGAUCAGUCUGUGAAGGUAAGACCCUAUACCAGAAUUCACAUUUACUGUGGUUGCACGUGGCGAAUCAAGAGCUUAGACUUAUGAUACGCCCACCUUUCAUUUUUCGGUUGUGUCUCUGUGGGUGUUGCGGUACGUGCGAUCCGCGACUCUGAUUUUUAGUCAAAGGCCAAAUCCACAGCUACUGCCCAGAAAUACUGCAUAACCAGGAACAGUGUUAAUUCACAUUUUAAUGUGGAAGAAUAAAAUUGAAUCCUACCGAUAGGGUCGUUUAAUGUGGCAAAACAGUUUUUUUUAAUUUGACAUGCACGGCUAACUGUUUAAUGUCCCAUAUUGGGGAACAGACUGCAUCCUAGUUUACACAAAAAAGAGCUUAAACUUGUCGAGUGCUACAGUGUGGUCUGCACUGCCGUACAGCCGUGCAAAUUAGUCCUUCUUUCGUUAUCAGACAACCGCUGGCCUUUUGUAUUCUAAGAUGCUUUAGAAUACAACGUUUUCAUUAAUUCUUGAGUUACUAGCGAAUGCGUAAAAGGCUUAUUUACAAAAUAACAGGGCAUAUGAAAGGGUUUAUUUGGAUUCCAUGUUUUUACUGCUCAGCUGUCUGUAGCCUCACGUGAUUUAGUGAUUUAUCCAUUCAUCCAAACAGGCACACGCUUCUUAUUAACGACAAAACAUUGAACUAACCUGUUAUAUCAGUUAAAAAAAGUUGAUUUAUUUUUUUUUCUAAGUAUGUCUUACAUACAAUCUGUAAGAAGAAAUUUCCUGAGAAGCCAUGCUACCCUAAUGAGCAUUUAAAUAGAAACGAAAGUCUUACCUAGUUGCAAAGGAUAGUUGAUAAGACACUAAACACAGGUGAUGGUAAUCCUUUGAAAAAUGCUACCAAUACUGUCCAUUUCACCUUAAAACCUGCACCUUAUUUACAAAGAUUUAGUCAACGGUUAUAGUAGCAGGACUUGUCCACGAACACAAGUUAUUAAAAUGUCUCAAGUCUGGAACCGAAGUUGUCGAACGCAAUAAAUUUGAAAGACAAUUUGACGAGCAUACGUCUACUUCCGAUAGAUUCUCCUCAGGCCUGUACAUUUAUAUGUUUAUUGAAGUAAUGAAUUAAAAAAUACGGGCAAAUAGAUAAUUAUGCUAUAGCUCGGGUCUAGAUAGGGGAGAGGGGGAGCAAAACACCACAGCACUUUCCCCCCUCCUCUUGCCUCCCUAAAUUAUCUUCUUGACCGUAUCUUUUGAUUCCUCACUUCAAUAAGCAUAUAAAUGUACAGGCCUGAAGAGAAUUUAUCGAAAGCAGACGUGUGCUCGCCAAAUUGCCUUUUGAAUUGUACAGCGGAAGUAUCCGUAACUCUAAAACGAACGCAAUAAAGUUAAAAAUGGUGGUCAUCUAUGCGACAUAUACCACUUUGUACACUAACUCGAAUGUGUGCAGUUUUGUCUACUUACCUGGUCUUUCAAAGUGCUUAUUGCAGCCGUUCAGUUAAUUUCUUAAGUUUUUGAAUUUCUUCUCCCGUCCAAUAUAAUGAUUCGAAGGAAGUCCUCAUGUGCAAUGAUUUACCGUACUAACCACACAGGUAUUGGGCUUUUAGCUAAUACCUGUGUUGUUAGUACGGUAAAUCACUGCACAGUUCUAUACUACUGGCUGCAUGUUGGCGGUUUAUGAAUAUUAAGCGGAUAUUCCGCAGUAGCUGGUGGAUUUCAGCUCAAAUAUUCAUAUCAACUUUUGGACCGUGUCUGAAAGCGCCCGUUUCGAAAGAUUCACUCCAAGUGCGCGCAUUAAUUUCCUCGGGAAUUAAACAAGGCAAGACGUCUUCAUGAUAAAGAGAGCAGGGAUAUAGUGUUGAAUCCUCAGAACAGGCAUGCUUGUUUUCACAGCGCUAGAUGAAUGUAUUAUUUGGAGAGACAUCAUUGUGUUUUCGAUAUUCAAACUACGAAUGGGUGUUUAUUUCCCGAAAACCAGUUUUUCGGAAAAAUCGAUCAAAAAGCACUUAGCAAAGGAGCCAUCAAUAAGUAUUGGUAUGCCACACAUACACGUACUUUCAUGCAACUUGUCUGGGAGGAGAUUCUGAUUACUGGCUCAUGUUGAUAAAGAAGUUGCACGUUUUCGAAGUCAUGCUCUCUGAAGGAAUUAUGGGCCAUUCGGUAUGUCCACUUGGAUGCUACACACGAAAGCUCACGAAUAAAGGAAAUUGACAAGAACCAAAUGCACAUGGAACGCUGACAUGGAGUUUGUCAUUGCUAUUUGGAUCCGUUUAUAGUUUUGCACAUGUGUUGUACAGUGGGUGACCUAACUCCUGAAAACUGUCGGAAUUUACGAGUACUUCCUUACCAUCCGCAAACCGACACGACUGUGUGAAUUCAAUAUCUCCGUUAAUAAAAAAAAACAAAUUUAGAAGCGUUAAAGGCAUCGAAUAAGCAUUAUAGGCAGUGCUGCGUUGUUUGAAAAUGCCAAUGUUUUUAGAAAAACGCAAAAUUCCGAAAAAGGCAAAAAUGGUUGAAAUAUAUCAAACUUUAUUUUUAAAUGUGCGAAAUGUCUACUCAUGCAAAAUAUUGGAUAAAUAAAAACCACAAAUAGAAUAACUUUAGAGAAUAUUUUUGCAUUGAAUUUUGCAUUUGGGUAUCCUUUAAGAAUUAAGUCAAUUUCAGGUAUGGUGUUUUGCCAACAGCCCCCAUUCUGAGCAUAGAGUCCAAGGCAUUUUUCCAGGGAAUCGUCUUGUUCCUCAUGCUUUUGAAUUGACUUAGAUUGGGUUCAAUAAGGGAAGCAAGGUUCUUCUUGAUUUCGCCGAUAAGGACAUCAUAGCAAAAAAAGGUUUCAUAAGAUCACAUGCCACCAAGCCAAUCGGUGACUGACAAAUUUAGAUAGAACUGUCCAGUGUUACCGUAAAAAUGCCAAUUUUUGUUUGUGAGGUCAGCUUUUCGCCCGUAAAAGUAAUUCGUACUUCUCGUUUGUUCUGUAUCACGUUGAGUUUUAGAGUGACCCUGAAAUAUCGCUGGAUACUUUAAGAUUUGCAAUAGGUUCAUUCGAUUGCCCGUAGAGACUGAUUCUUUAUUAUGUAAAUAUUAAAACCUUUAACAUAAGGUACCGUCUGAAAGCAUUUACCUACGUGAAGUGUUUGGACACAUUUUUUAAUGUAAAACGUCGUCUGGGUCAUAUUUGAAGACCCACGAAAACCCACAAACUGAGCGUCCACAACAAAUGGCAAUAACAAAUAUGCUUUCAGUCAAUUAGAAAUAUUUUUUUAAUAAGUUUCCUUUUCAAGAAGUGCUUUGAUACUUUAUUCCUCUGGCAGAUGUCUGCGUAUUUUAGUUUUUGUAGGAUGAGGCUAAGAAAAUAAUUGAUACUUUCGGCCGUUUCUUUCAAGUUGCCGAAAGUUACCGAUAUUUUUCCGCCGAAAACGUGAGAACAUGCCGUUUUCUUUCUUUAUUUUUAUUCUCUUAUUUAACUACCACUUAGGUAUCGUUUUAUGUGGAUUGGAACAUCCAAUGCGAAAUUGGCGAACAUCCCAUAAGAAGAUGCGGUAUGAAAUUUGAGUGUAUCAUGCGUUCUUGGUAUGCUAAUUUUGUCAAAAUCUGCCUAACCAGUAUUGCAUUCACUGCUGUAGAAAACGAAGUACAUGACAGUGCGCGCUCAAUGCUGACGGUUUCCCUUCACGUUACGAGGUUUCAAGCCCCAAGCAAGCGCUACAGAACUGUGCGUGCAAUCGUUGUCCAAGGAGAAACAAAAAACAUCCUAACAAAAAUUGUUGACUUUGGUUCAAGUGAGUCUUCCAGUUUUGGCAUUGUUCCAUAGCAUGAUCCCAGGAAACUUUGCAAAUAUGUUACGACUGGCUAGCUCUCACAUUCGGACCAAAACAGAAGAGAUGCUUGGUAUAAAAAGAUGACCAGGAAUGCCUUUAAAAAUAAUAGUGCUGGUUGGUAGGCAGAACAGGAAAAUUGCGGCUGUGGCAGAGCCUGUGGUUAAGUGGACUUUAAAAUCCAAAUGCCUUCCAAGAAUAGAAGCGGUAGACGGAACUCGUAACAUUCCAAGUGACAAGGCCUACUUUAUGCGGCUCUCCGGAUAGUAGAGAUUUUGAACUAAUGGGUUGCAAAUGUCGUCCAUUUGGAAUUUUAUUGAGAUUGCAGUACUGUAACGGCAUUUACUGGUCAUAUAGUCUGAUCUUCAUUGUUUGUUUUAAACGGACUGUCCUCAAUUGAACUUUAAACUGAAGGAUUAUUUUUAGGAAUACCCGUCACCAUGUUAUAAAUUUCUUAUUUUUUGCUCAAUUUUUGGUAUGGGAAUUUAGAUUUUCUAGAAUUAAAUGGACAUCAUAAGCAAAAUAUUUAACAUUCAGAGUUGAAAUAACAGUGUUUUUUAAGCAUUCGUCGAGGCUGAUACCCUUGAAAGUUACAGCCGAUGAACUUGUCAUACAGAAACUUGUGCCUACUUGAAGGCAGAGGAAAAGAAUAAAAAACUACAAAUGGCAGGUCUUGCAGUCCAAUAAAAAGGAGUCUAAUUUAAGGCACGCUGUAUCACGCGAUGUUAACAAAAGUACACAGAAAGGGGGGCUGUCACGAGCCGGAAUAUUAAGUAAAUCCAAAGCACCACAGUAAAACACCUAAAUCCUAGUACUGGACAGCAUCAGGUGUCACUGUUGUUAGUCUUAUCACUGUGCACCAGAUUUUAAAAGACGCAAUUUUUCAUUUCGUUGUAAUUUUCUCCGCCUUCUUGGUUGUUUUUCAUUUGCAAGCUGUCUUUCUCCGGCAAGUAUUAGUACAAUUACUCACACGCUUAAUUUUGUUACGCGUUUUUGCCUAUUGUGGUCCACGAAGAGAAUACCGAAUUAUAAAUGUAAUCGGAAGGAUUGGUUUUAUUGACGCCUGCCUGAGACAAUAUUAUUAUCAACUACACGUUAUUACGUCUACCACAUGUUGCAUUGUGAGCAAAUAAAACUUGGUUUUCGGCUUAUGUUUCUGUAGAAACCUUGCAUUGCUCUUGACUUAGAAUAUUGUUCCUAGAUUGAAGAUGGUCAGUUACAGUUGAGAAAACCUUUUAACAGCAACGGCAAAUGGUGCUACUACAAUUUAUUACGCUUCCUACAGGCCUCAGUCUUUUAUGUUUGUUGAGAAGCACUGGAUUUCUAGCAAAGGAAACGUGGCAUAGGGUUUAAUUUAUUGAGCAAUCCUUUCACUGUUACCAACUUGGAAUUUUCCUUCCAGAUCGAAGAUAAUAAGUUGUUUGUGGUGAAUCCCUCUGUUAGUAGUCAGCAAUAUUUUUCCAUUGGCCUUAUAUAAAUGACCUCAAAAGAAGAUAAAUCAUCGCCAACUUCAAGGGGACAAUCAGUGGUUAAACUUUAACUGUACUCAGUAAAGAAGAUCAAAUACGUUGCACUGAUCAUUUUAGAAAGUUAAUUUUCAGCAAAGCCAUUGCAUGCAUUCUGACAACGGUAAAGUGGUUUAAGUAGCAAGACGAUCUCGACUCAUCAGCGACUACUCGGAGUUGUCUGCGUGCUCGAACACUGAGUCAAAAACAUGUCGCAUGUAAUUUAUUUUUGCCAAAACAUGCCAAACAAAACUGCCAUUGUAAGAUUUUAUUUGGUUCGUGGGUUCUCGGUUAGUCGUGCUCUGUGGAGCCUUAGCUAAGUCCCAUUUGCAGACUCGACCAAAUAUGCAUCCUUAAAGUCGAAGGCGAUAUAUGUCCUCAACAAAGACAUGUGAGUAAUAUGCUCUCGAGGAGAUAAAAAAAUAUUGUUGUAAUAGGUUUGCCCGUUUAAAGUUGUUUUGAAAGCAUAUGCUGCAAAUGGAAGAAAGUGAAAUGUCGCCCUCCUUCCUGCAAUCCCCGGUGUUUCUGCCUCAGAUGGCCAAACCUUGUAUCCACGUAUUCAAGUCAAUUUGGUAUUCUUGCCUGAUGUUAGACCGCACAGGAUGGCCCUGCGAAUGUUACAAUAUCUUUAACAUAGCUAAUUUGGCAUAUUUGUCUUUCUUGGUUUUUUUUCAUUCAAAAUAAGCCGUAAAAAAUGCUUACCAAUUAAGAAGGACUAAAACUACCAGACAGGGUUAGUUUGUUUGGGAUUUCCCCUAAAACGUUUAGAUAUACAAAGGCAUUGUGAGUGUAUUAAGGCAAACGAGAUUCUUACUGGUAUUGUCAUGAUUUUAGAACAAAGUAGUUUAAAGAGGCUGUCUCUGUUUACCUAAAGAUCAAAAAGAAAUAAUAUGGUAACUCGCAGCUGCAUGAGUGGAGGCUAUUUUUGGGCCGUUUUUGUUCCCUUACUGUUCCCAUUGCUUAUAUGCAGAUGUUGGCCUGGGAAGUUGAUAAUAUCGGAUCUGCUGCGGUUGUAAAUACACGUUCUAGUUAAUUACAUAGUCUGAAGAUAUUUUCCGUUCGAGAAGACUGUAUCUUACCUAAAACACAAUAAAUUGAGCCAUUGCAUGUCGUUAGUGCGUUUUUGGAAAUAAUAUACCCGUGGCGUCGAGGUCUGAGCGAUUUUCUGAAACGUUUGUAAAAUUUCUUUGUGGAACGUUCCCACUUGCAAACCGCAUCCGAUGUCACACGUUUUUAGUAGUAGUCCUGCUUUUUAACAUGCGCUCUCAACAUCUUUUCGUUUGCUCAAAAUUUUAAAUGGCCAUUUGAUGAUAACUGGGGCAGAGCUGACGGACAUUUCGAGAGAGACCUGGUUUCUAAAAAUAAUCACUUUGUUCGCAACCUGUUUCUUGGGGUUUUUCAAGCCCAAGGUGCCAAUUUUGAAGUGCGCCAAUUCGUGGUUGGCAAAACUUCCGAUGUCUAAUGAGAGGAGAAGAGGAUCGAAUACUCAUACCGAGGCUAGGAUAGCUAGCAAAUGGGAAAUUGCCCGAAUAUAGGCUGAAGUGAUUUCCGUUCAAACUUAUAGACACUUUAUCUGAUUUAAUUACAUAGACACUUUCAUAUGACAAAAGAACUAUCUUCGAAAUAGGUCAGAUGAAUAAGCAAAAUACUUUACACUACAGACGACAAAAAACUAUCCUGUCAGUUCUCGCUAUCACCUUUCAUAUGCUGUUGGUGACGAGUCUAACGAGUGCUUGCAUAAAUAAAAUACCUUCUGUAAUUUAAUCAGCUUUGGGUGAUCCACCGAAGUACCAGCAUCCCGAACUAUGUGCAAACCCACGAUAAACCCCCAAUUUCACGAAGCCGCCCCAGGUCUGUCGAAUAAAGCGUCUCCUCGACGAUAAGUAAACGUUAGCCAAGUGAGAAUACAAAAAUCGUGCAAAAAAAUGAAAAUCCGGGCAGAAAUAGCAUUUUCCUAAGGAAAACAAACAUUCGAAAUAUAGUCAAACGUGCUAAAUUAUUGAAAUUGAUUUUUAGUGCGUGGUAUUGAUGCUGUGCGGACGCCUACUUACAGUGAAGGCAGCAUGAAGUCAAGAAAAAAGACCAGCCAUGAUCUUUAUCUUGACACAUUUCCCCAAAUUUAGCGUAUAAUGCAGUAGUCUACGAAACCAGCUACCAGAUGUUUGAAAGGUUUGUCAUGGUAGACCUUUAAAAUUUUAAUGAGAACCUUCCGCCUUUCGUAUUACUUAAUAUGUGGCGGACUCAGACAUAAAUGACAUUUCGAUUUCAUGGUUGGUGAUCAACAAAUUUCUGACUCUUCGUGAGGUCUUGUGUUGACGGACCGUUCAGUGGUCGGAAAACAAAGUAAAACCAGCAGAUGUGGCGGCCAGCGAACAUUUGGCUGUGUUCCAGUUGUAUUUUUUUUUAUUUCAUUAUCCUAAACUUUCUGAAUACGUUGAAGCGUUUCGUUUAUCAGGAGCUCUUUAAUUGUGAUGGUGAAUUCUCGGAGAUUUUUGCGCCCUUUUUCUCUUAAGAGCUGCGAAAUUCGCUAGGCCUUAUGAGCGAAACCGUAUUCUGAAGUGGUCAUGUAAUGCGUAAAAUGUAAAAUUUCCGUAGUCCAUAUACGUCCGCCGGUCACAUGAAGUGCCGAACUCGAAGUUCUGAGGGUAUGUUUUCGGAAUGAGUUUUUCGGGUUUAGGAGCCGAGACAGUUCUAGCCAUUAUAAGCUAGAUGUCUCAUUGGAGCUAAGUAUAUGCGUUGUCUAAAAUGAAGCCUAAAAUGAUGUCACCGUGUUCUCCCCCCGUUUUAGCCCUAUUCAGAUGCCUUUUUUGCAGUUUGAUGCCAUUAUGUUUUUACCGUAGUUUCACCGUUUGUUUAUAGAUAUGUUUUAGUGAUGCUUUGCAGACAAAGCAAAUAUUACUGUAAAAGUAAUUUGAAUUCAGUGAGAGCCACCAGUGGGACACAUCAUCCGUCUGUAGCGGCAAAAGUAUUGUAUUUGCAUGAAUCAUUAUCAAUCACCCAAUAUCAGAACUUUUCAUAUUCACUUUCUGUCACCGGUUUCUAGAGUAAGCUUAGUUUCCGUCUGUGUUUUCAGCUGUAUGGGAUCCGAUAUGCAAUACAUACGACGGCACGUUUUCUUUCGCUGAGGAACCAACGGACAUAACGGCGUACCUUCCAUUUAAGCCGCAGGUUAGUCGCAUGCAAGCCUAAAUAAUGCACACAUUUUAAAGCAAAUAUCAACAAAACUAUUCAACAAAAAAUCUGCCACUUUAUAUUUCUUUGAUAAAGACAUUGUGAAUGCAUUUUUAGACAGUCGUGAUCGGACAUGCUUACACCUUUACCAAAAAUAAAUGUCAAAGUGAAAAUGAAGUCCUUCAGUGUAAGCUGACUAACGGUACGUGCCUCAUAUAUGCAGAAGUGAUAAAAGUGUCACAAGAGUCGUUCGAUAUUGCUUAUAGUCCUUAUUGCUGGCACGAAUUGUUUUAUAAAUUUCAUUUUAUCCUAGGAUAUUUAUUGUGUUAUAAUGCAGAAGUGGUAUUAAGAUUCUAAUAACCAAGGUUAAUUAAUACGUUGAGCAAUUUCUUUGGAUGCUUAGUUCGGUUAAACAUCCAACAGAGAGAUGUUGGAGGGUAUCAAGGAAAUAAUUUAGAAUUUCAGUCGAUUCAGUCAAUUUCCCGGUUGAGCUCCACAAGAGUCUAAGCGAGAGGCCGUCGGUCUAACGACAAGAAUUCAAUCCUGCCUAACAGGAAGCCCGUUAGCGUGUGCAGUAAUGGCGUACAGCGAUUUUAACGAAUCACGCCAAUCAAGAGUGCGAUGUAAUUAGAAAACGAGAAAAAUUAAAAGGCAUUUACACAUACAUAAAAUAAAGUUCCUGGCUAUCAUCCCUGUUACAGCAAACACUUUUUGCUUGUUUCCAGUUCCGGGAUCGAAUAUAUUCAAAUUUGAAAUCUUCAACGUCAGCAAAAGGGACAUUCAAACUAUCCGCUUCGAUAACUCAGAUGUCGAAAGUCCACAGUUCUAUAUUCUCUAUCGGAAAUUGCUGACCAGUCUUCCACAAUGUGCGUUAAACAUGCUGUGCAUUGACCUAUGUAUAAAUAUGCAAUAGCGCUAUUUUUCAAGAUGUUUCUGGUCGGUAGUUGAAAGUCACUGGCCAACGGACGCAAAGAGUUUAUGAAUUUAAGACGAUGUUUGCAGAGCUGACUUAGAAAUUUUUACUAUACAAGCAUUAGCUACAACUUUCUACUGAAGAAUCUUCUAUUAUUUAUUAGUAUAUGACAAUUUGUAGUUAUCAGGGGUCGGAUUUUAUCUGAAUUUCAGGGGCCAUAUCCCAGUUUUUUAACUCCGAAUUUGUUAAAUUAUCGUCCUAUGCAUAAAGUAUGUGCCUGAUGGUUGUAUAUACAGGCCGUAUUGGCUGCAUCGAUAAUCGAUUAUAUUAAGAGUAUUGUAUCUGAAAGUAUGUAAUCUACCAUGGUGUUUAGGUUCAUUCGUUAGAGGACAUACUUCUAAUUGAAAUACCUAAUCUGCAAUUGAUAGGGAGCGCGUCCCGUUGGACUCUCUCGAGCCUAAAUGGCAGCCGUACAGCGGCGCGAGACAUAUGCAAAAUAGCACUACUAACAAAAACAAGGAAGAUUCGAAUGGCCCUUCCGGCCUGUUAGCCGUCGUCAGCCAGUCAUGUUUACAUUUCUGGGUUGGGUAUUGUUGGCUGACGACGGUAAAUAAGGCAGAAAUGGCUAUCUCCGUCUCCCUCGUCUUUGUCAGUUAAGCUAUUCUGUCCUUAACGUGCCUACCAAUCCUCGAAAUUAAGGUCUAUCUCGUCUGUUAAGCCAAUGUCGUUUAGCAUGCAACGUAGUGCGUUUCCCCACUAAUCUCCCACAGUGUGAACUCUGGCCGGUUGCACUAAAUCCCUCUCAGUCCAUACAAACCGAUGUCGUCUAUCGUCUGGCAGAGGUAAUCAAUGCUGCUUCAUAUUUUAGUCCUGUUUUCACCGGAAUUCUCCGCACCAUUUGUGCACUGUCCACCACCAUCCUCAUACUACACCGACGUCAGUUGCACGACCUUCCACAAACAACCGUUGGUAAGCCAAGUGGGUCCGUUUAAAUUAAUCUCUGCUUUAGACACAAAUUCAAACCUCUAGAGGAUGGCAUUAGUGUGUCGACGACUUCCUAAACUGCAUAGCCGUUGCCCUAGUUAACUCGCAUAAAGAUGGAAGCGCGACUUCUGAGAUAAUGCACUGCUGGACAAGUAGACCUACGCGUUAGUAGAGUCCGAACUUCGACUUAAUGCUAGCCAACCAUAAUAUCGCUCUUGGUAUGUUUAAAAAAUCGUGACCGGCUUCAAGGGCAUAUUUUGACGUGUUUGCGGUCUUCGAUUUGCAGAAUGUUUUGUUAGCUGUGGACAAAUAUAAGACAUUUGUUCCUUCUUUAGCUCUUCUUUGUUCUACCUGCAGUUGGCAGUUGUUAACUCAACUUCGUUGUAGUCUUAGACAAGGUGCAUCCGCAAAUUCUGACAUAUGAAUGGAAACGCUUUUCGUUUGUUGAUUUCCUGUUUUUAAAAAAUAUGUUGUCGUCCUAUUCGAAGACCAGAAACCUCCCAUUGAUGCUUAUCUGUAAUCAUGGUUAUCCUUACGCAAUGCUAUAUUUUUUGAGGAUUUGACGGUUCUCAGGGGAAACACUGUUCUUUGUGACGCGAAACAUGCCGGCAGUCCAAAAUGCCGUGAGUAACUAUGAAAGAAAGUGAUUUUUUUCUUUUGAUUUCACUAUAGGUUCUAGAGACACCCAGACUUUCAUGUGGGUGGUGUCGUCGCAUAUUUCACACUUUGAAUCUGUACCUGUCCAUCUGUUUCACAUAUUUCUUAGAUGUUCUGUUAAUCGUACUAGUCACGCCAAUGGUGUUAAAGCAUGACAUAUAGACAGAAAUAUGCCAGGGACAUCAAAAUAUCUUUCCAUCUACUCAACUCAGCCACUUAGGCAAGAACUCGUAGAAUUAAUCAGAUUUUGACGCUGGACGACUCGGAGUUUAUUUAAAAAAUCAAAUGCAAAAUAAACAAAUCUUUAAGACCGCCCCUCUCUUUUCCGGUUUUCAUUCUUCGCAGUCAGAUCUAAAAAGCUAGUAGGCUUUUAUCAUACUCAAUAACUUUCGCAUUCUUUUAUAAACAAUCAAAAUACAAACGUUCUGGGAUUGGGCCUUUUCUUGAGUGUUGGCAUACAGCUGUGCUUAGCUGUCAAGUUGCAAAAACACAUGCGACAACGGUCCACCGACUCAGACUGCAGAACAGAAAAAAAGACAAAGGCGAUAAUUUCGCCCAGAGGUCGGAGGGCUUGCAUACUAGGAAUUAUGCCGAUCUGGGAAUUAGUUGAACUUUCUACAAAGAGGCCUUCUGAGUGUGGGCUUCCUUAUUUGCCAAGUUGGACCGUCAAUUCCCGGCCCAUUGGGUUGUAUUUAAGCUGAUCAGAAGAAGAAGCGAUCGCUGGAACAAUGGCUUUAUUCGCCUGACGUUUCGGAUUCUCUCUUGAAUCCAUCAUCAGAGACAGUUGCAGAAAAGGGUGGCUUGUGUACAGGAAGUCGCAGUAUUUAUAGGAUGCGGUCGCCAUGCUAUCGCAUACCUACAGCAAUUAACCGUGCUCACUUCAUCAAGGAUUGUUGCCCGCUGGUGCGCUAAUUGCUUGAUGGCCGGCAUGCAAGUUGUUAAUUGCUGACAUCUCAUCACCCGUGUUGGAUGCUGGCGUGAUGAUUGCUCGGCCAUCUGGCUCACGUGCUUGCGCGCUCCUUGAGUGGUCAAUAUCUUUGGCCAGUCUAUGCCUCAGGACAGAAUAUGGAGUGGGGAUGUCGUUGCACUUGUUGAUAGACUGAGGUCCCGUGAACCAUGACUCAAGCAACUCGCGGCUCACGCGAUUAUCCCCUCUCGCGAGAAUUUCGGCAUCAUCGAACUUGAAUGUGUGGCCGGGUCUCGUCGAAUGGGCCGCGACCUGAGAGUUGGCGUCAUUUCUCCGUACAGCUGCCACGUGUUCGGCGAUUCGCGUCCGGAGCAGUCUUCCAGUUUCUCCGACGUAGUUGCUUUGUCCGCAACUGCACCAGAUCCGGUAAACGACUCCAGAUGUUUCUUGCCGUGGCAGUGGGUCUUUUGGUCUCAUCACUUGACGCCUCAUGGUGGCCUCCGGUCUGUACGCAACUCCAACCCCGAGACCGUCCAGCUACUCCUACGAAACAAAUACGAUGAAACGGAGAAUCGUCUCGGACAUGCCCAAGUCCUUCAGCUCCUAAAGUUCUGUCUCAGGACGUACUUCACGUUUGACGGAACAAUCUACGAGCAAGUGAAAGGAACACCAAUGGGCUCGCCGAUUUCGGGAUUCAUCGCCGAGGCGGUGCUACAGCGGUUGGAGUCGCUGGUCUUCCAACACCACAGACCGAAAUUCUGGGCUCGGUAUGUGGACGAUAUCUUCGUCGUCAUCGAACGGGAUCAGGUGCUAACGUUCAAAGAACGUCUCAACAGCGUCUUCCCGGACAUACAAUUCACGAUGGAGGAGGAAGAGAAUAACGAGCUGGCAUUCCUUGAUGUCCUCGUCUGUCGCAAAGAUUGUGGUGGCCUAAAGACCAAAGUGUUCAGAAAAGCAACGAACACGACGCAAAUUCUGAACUUCAACAGUAACCACCCAAUCUGCCACCAACGCAGUUGCGUAAGAACGCUAUUUCGGCGUGGUGAGACGCGCUGCAGUGAACCGGAAGACAAGGUUGCCGAAUCCCAAUAUCUUUGACGGGUUUUCAGAGAAAACGGUUACCCGCGCAACUUCGUCAACCAGUGCCUGCGCAAACGAGACGAUCGACAAAAUCGUGCCGACCCCAAAUUCUGGCGAGCGAUCCCGUACAUCAAGAACGUCUCCGAGGCCGUUAGCCGCCUUCUUGCACCACUUGGGGUUGGAGUUGCGCACACCUUUUCUGCAACUGUCUCUGACGAUGGAUUCAAGAGAGAAUCCGAAACGUCAGGCGAAUAAAGCCAUUGUUCCAGCGAUCGCUUUUUCUUCUGAUCAACUAGUUCCUGGAACUCGCAUUUUCGCUUGUAUUUAAGCUUUACAGAACGUGAGGAUGAUUUAUUUUUCAGAAGAUACUGGGUACGUUAAUCUUUCAGUCACCUAUGCAGUGUCAAUUCCAGUUAGGAUUUUAAUCACCUGAUAUGACUGCCAAGAGGGGGAUGACAGAUGACACGAAUCCUCCAAUGCCCCUCAAGAGAAUGGUUUUGGAAAUGCCGAAGUAUUUACGGCUUGUAGUUUGGGAUAACACCGAGUGUUCAUUAAUUUCUCAACGUAAGCCAAGGAAAACAGGGGGACAUAAACCGCCCUGUAAAAUUAAUCUACCGACCCUUCUUCUUCAUUUAGGUAUUUUAUUUCUUGAACAGCCGCACGAUUUAACUGUGAAGUGAGAUUUGACAGUCAUUGACAUUUUGCUAUUAAUUGUAGGGGUUAGACAGAACAACUGAAAUAUCUUAUCCCAAAUCGUAUAGUAAAAGCAAGCUAACUUAAGUGAACGUUGUUCAAAUAGAAGUUACAAUUGGUCGCCCAGAUUUACCAUUUUUAAAAAACACGCAAACGUCUCUCGCUCAGAAGCUGUAAUCCAAUGAUAAGAAUAAAACAUUACUCUAAGUCGUCAGCGAGAUGGUCGAGUUUCUUUAUAAUAGAAACGCACAACUUAUGCGAUUUUAAUCAACAGCUGUUUUCAAAUUUUUCGGGGUUCCACGAAAUGAUCACCUGCCGUAAAUAUAAAAUUGUUCAACAAAGACUCGUUUUUAGACAUGAUGGAACACGAUAAUAGGAUAUCGGUGCGCCAACACGUGUACAAGGCCCCAACAACGAACCGGUUUGUAUUCAUAACGUGUGAAUUGACGGUUGGAGAUCAGAAAGGCUACAUGACGCACCUGAUUGACUUCGGCAGAAAAGGUAAGUGCGAACUGUAGAUAAUUAAGAAUUCUGAAGCUGCGAAUUGCCUAAAACCCUGGAGAAAUUAUUUCGACUGCGUAUGAGAAAUAUGUGCGCAAAUCAAAAAUUCAAGACGGUAGAAAACUGCACAUAACUUAAUAGGCGGCUCUAUUAUACCGCAUGGCUAGUUUCAAGUCCUUCAACGUUUUGUGUAGAUGGCAUUUUUCGGAAAACCAAAUAGAUUCCCUCCAAGUAAAUUUCCUCGCGUAGAUUAAAAGAUGACCAAAAUCAAAUUUUAUAAAAUAACGGAGUUUGAGAAAUGGUUUGAGGUCGUGGGAGGCAAUUGUUAUUAGCAGUGCACCGCCUGCAUUGCCCUGCAAAUGGGUGUUAAGAUAAAAACCUCAUACGGCACGGUCCACAAUCUCCCAACAGCCAAGUGGGGUCCUUCACCCUAUCGUUGCUAUUUUUAACUCUGCAAUUUUAAAGACCUCGAAAUGCCUUGUAAUAAAACAUCGUGACUCUGCUUUUACCAAUGUUGCUUGUGAAGUUUACAGCAAGACUAAAAUCCACUGCUAAAUUUCACGAACCCUAUAUGGUCUCCUCUGGAUAGCCAGUAGAAACAUAUGCUUUUUGUACACGGAAAAUAUACAACUUGUAGUUUGAAAACCCUGAUUGCAAGUAUAACGUUUAGUUAGGUUCGAAAUUAGUUGGAUAUUAGAAGUGUUUUUUAAACUAAAAUAUUCCCUUGUAUAACACUUGGAGAAGACGCUGUUGUCUUCUAAACGAGAAGGUGGAUAAAUAUUGUUAUGCAUUUUGUCUACUAAAUAUAUUUGAAUUAAUAAGCUCUUCGAAAAUUAAUAAGAAAAACUCUUGCUGUUACAGUAGUCGUCUUCUACAGAACGUGACUUUUGUAGGCGGUAGUCUGGUUUGGCGGACGGUGUGCAGCUGCCAAUGAAAGUGGCCGGGCGCACUUAAUAGAUAUAUUUGAGGAUGAAAAUUCCACCUCUGCUCCUCGGAGACGAUGGUAAAGUUGCAGCUAACAUAGAGAAUGAGCCCUCCCUUGUCUCCUAUCUCUUUAAUACGGUGUGAUAACUUCUGAGUGGUACUUUAGGUUCUUCAGAAGGCUCAGAAGGCCAUGUUUCCACCUUGUGCUCUACUUUUCGAGAAAUCUGGUGUGCAACUGUCAGCGGUCCAGUUUUAUUUACCUUCAGACUGAAGAUUGCGGUUUUUUUAAUUCUUUCAUGUGUUGAAACGUUCUCUGAAUGUGAAUAUCUCUUGCAUUUCUAAAGUUUUCUAGAAACUCUUAUUUGGCGUGCGGUAAACGCCUCCGUUGUGUGUUGCGCAAUCCUGUCGAAGUCAAUAUUGCAUGCAGGGAGUUCAUAAACCUACAUUGACUAGUUACUUUGCUUUAAACCAAUUCUCAACAAGUUGGCGGGUUAAGAGUUUUUUUGAAAAUAAGCAUAGAAAUUAUUACAACCGAUUCACAAAAACCAUUUAGAGAGCCCUAUUCAUUGAUCCACCUUCCAAACGAAAUCGGAUAUUUUCGCCUUUAUUUUAACGAAAUGAGGACAAAGUAUGCGAAGAUUAUUAAAAUGCUUGGGUUCCGGUAAACAUCCGUAACCACUGAUGACUGCUAGAUUAUUUUUUCAAAAGUAUUUUUCAUUUCAGAUGCCUACGAAAUAGGUAAGUUUCCAGAAACCAGUCGUUUAGGUUCAUGUUCCCCAAAAUUGUUGAAAAAAAGAUAUUACAAAGUCUCAAUGCUCGCACUUCUGAGUUAAUCUCCAAUGAGUUUUUAGUCGUGUAUAUAUUAUUAUUACCAAGGAACUGUUUGCCUUGGUCUGCUUAAUUGAGUUAAAUUUGUCGGAGCACUGAGCUCGUUGGAUUGACUAUUUACCUUCAAUUUUGCUGGCUAUGCACUGUAUUGUGUCUCAUUUGACUACUGUAUUGUUUUCUUUAGUACUCAAGGUGGUGUCGGAUAUUGUGAAAUAUUUUUUUAAUUUAACCCUCAGUCUUUAACGGCCGGAUUCCACCAGUCAUGCAAAAUAUCAAUGUUAAAAAUGGCCACCUUAUGAACUAAUUAUUCUAGACAGUAGCCGGCUGUUGCGCAAAAAGUUGUACUUUAUCAUACUCUUUAACGAAAAUUCCAACUUAUUUAGUCUGUCUUCUAAGAAAUAUGAUAUAGUUCACUGCUCACUUUUACUACGCAAAAUUUUUUUUAAAAAAUGUCUUAUAAGUAACUCAAGAACCCCUUGGAUUCCAUAUCUCAAAACCCCGUUAACCGAUAGAUUAGCGUGCAGUCUGUGAAAAUUUUGCAAACCAGGGAAGUAACUCCGGUGAUUUUAAAAAACCACUAAUAUUUCAGUAGAAUACCUAAUUGCAUUCCAGUUUUAUUUUAAAUAUUUGCGUAUCAUUUUAUUUUUAACAAAUUCUUUUAAUUCCUCUAACUAAUAUUCCAAUUUAGGCAAAGAAGACAUCGAUGGUAAGUCAUCGCCAGACUAAAUUUGGAAGGAGAAAUAUGCCAUCUGUAUGUCGUUAUUAUUAAAAAUACUGAAGGAGAAACGAUUAAAGUAAAUGCAAGAGCAACAUCUUUUUUGUCUAUAAUGUACCUUUUUUAUUAUCAUAUUUUCUCCUUCUACUGGCAGCCGUUACGAUUUACACAGUGUCUUUUUCUUUUCGCUUUCAUGGUACUCUUGUAAUACGAUGGACAUUUAAAAAAUACUCUGUAAACUCGUAAAAGCUUGUUCACCUGUAAGGAUCUGCGGGGAAGAAAUCAACAGUUUUAAUGAUUCAGUUAUAUGGCUUGUAGAAACAUGGGCCCAUCUCGGCCUCGUUUACAACGGGACCUACCAAAGCAAAUCAGGCGCGGACCACUUUUAUGCCUUCAUGGAUUUCGAGCCGAAGGUAGGCCCCAAAUUUAAAAAUUCAGUUGCUGUCUGUUGCUGUGUGCUGACUUUCUAGGAAAUGAACUCGGAUACUGAGGCACUCAUUUUAAAAGAUAAUCUCCAAAUUCCGACAACAGACGCGUCUGUACUGAAGACAUCAUUAAGCCAAAACAAUAUGUAUAAACGCGCAUACACUUUAUUUGGAGCGAAUUAAAACCUCACCGGAGAAAAUGUCUUACUAACAAAAUACAGGUGCAGGAGGGCCAACGUCUAGUUGGCCGCUCGUUAGCAUUUAUCCAACUUGGAAGGAAAAGAGUACUCUGCCAUCCGGAUCAAAGGAGAGAGAAUUUUUUCGUCAUUAAACACUGAUUUUGAGAGAUUUGGAACUCGUUAGAUGCGGUCGUCACCCGGUUCACAACUGAUUUCCUAAUUUGGCACAAAAUGUCUUCGCAUUCUAAGAGGGAUGUACUGAAAGUCUUUACGUGUAAUAGGUGCGCUCUCUCAUGAAAUUUCAACAGAAAUUUCGAAAUUCGCUUUCAACUUGAAAAGGCCACUUGGGUAGGAUUGUAGUAUUGAUUAUCCUUUAGCAUAAUCCAAUGAGAUUUCAGUCGUCCUUAGAAUGAGCUCCUUUCUGACUGUCGGAAAGAACUGCAUUUUGCAAAAAGGCUACAUAAGUGCUUUGGAUUUUUCCAAUUGAUCUUCGGUGUCUAUAUAAAUUCAAUUAUAUUUGAUAAACGACAUGCAUAAAAGCGUCCUUCUAAUAGUGAAUAACGUCUUUUAUCAAAUUUAACAAUCGAAGAUAGGUAUCAUUCGACUUCAAAAAAUUCCUAAUUAUGAUGUUCUUAAGACCGUGAAAUUUCCAUUCACACAACAUCAUAUUGGCACGCUUAACAUUGCUUCUUAUAAAGCACACGACUUGAUCCAUAUCCAAUGGACAACUCUACAGUAGGUGGGCUAACUCAUGAAAUGUCGACCGAAAUCCCGAAAUGCAUUUUCGUUUCGAAAAGAUUAAUUGAGUGGGGUUGUAAAAAUAGUUAGCCUGCAACAUGAUUCCAUAAUAAUUCGGUUACCUCAGAAUGCCGGCUUUCGAACGAACUUCCUUCCGGCUGCAUGCAAAAGCUACAAUCUGCAAAAAAUGACCACUUGCUUAGCAUGAAUUUUCCCUGCUCGAUUUCCGAUGCCCUAAAAGUCCAAUUAUAUUUCAUGGAAAACAUGCAUACAAAAUGCAUUCUUUCGCUCAUUCGGUAGCAAAUGACGUCUUCUUCCAAUCUAAUACUCGACGAAGGGACAUAAUUCGGUUUUUAAUAACUUUUCCAAUUCCCGAAUAAUUUUGAACCCGCUCUACCGUUACGCUUGGAUUCAGGGUUACCAAACAACAAGCCGUUUAUUUUCCGCGUACGUAAAACCACACAUUUCUCUAAGCUAGUAAAGGGGGACCAUAUAGGGUUCAUAAAAUUUAGUAGUGGAUUUAAUCCAUGUUGUUAACUUUACGAGCCAUAUUGUUAAAUGCAGAGGCAUGACGAUUUAUGAACGGCCAUAUGACGGUACUUAAAAGUCCCGCAAUCAGAAGCUUUAUUAAAACCGACUCAUGUACCUCCUUCGAGUAUAAAAUUAAAAGAAGACGUAAUUGUCUACCGAAUGAGCAAUAGAAUGAAUAUUUUUAUGAAUGUUUUUCGUCAAAUAUAACUGGACGUUUAGGGCAUCGAAACUCGAGGAGGAAAAUUCAUGCUAAUUAAGUAGUCAUUUUUACAGAGCGGUGUUUUUGUACGCAGCCGGAAGGAAGUUUGUUCGAAAGCCGGCAUCCUGAGGUAACUGAAAUAUUAUGGAAUCAUGUUGCAGGCUAACUAUUUUUACAACCCCAUUUAAUUAAUCUUCUCAAAACGGAAACGCAUUUCGGAAUUUCGGCCGACAUUUCCUGCGUUAUAACGCCUACCGUACUUAAAAGAGCUUUUGAACUACAUUUGUUUAUGAAUGUCCACAAACUCUGUCUUUUUUAUGUGAUGAAUCUCGGAAAGUAUUUGCAGUUUCCUGAUAUAUGUCAAACAAAUUUUCUGCUGCAGACGGAAAAUCUUAUUCUCAUCCUUGUAUUGCAGCCAUUUUUUGUCUAAAUUCUGUAUUGCGUACAACCAAAAACUAUGCUGCACAAUAGAUAUCUUUCAAUAUGCUCGAAAUUUAAAAUUAUUGUUUGACGAUAGUCAAGUUGAUGGUUUUUAAAAUGUAUCCGCAAAUGACAAGAUAAUAUCAAUGUGGUUACACAUAAGACUGCCUGCGGGCGUUAUUACUGCGAUUCAGAGGACGAAAUCACAUAGACGUCUAAAGGCUACUUUUAAAAAUCGAUAAAAUUGUCUGGUUUUCUAAAAGUAACAGGUUUGUUUAAAACCUGCUUUACAUGGCUUACGCAAGACAAAAAAUCAAUUUUAAAUUACGAUUACGUUGGUAUGCUAAAACUGCCGAAGUUAAAUUACUCUCUUCUGAAAGAAAAACAAGCCCAGAUGAAUCGACCAUGUCUAGGACAGCUAUCAACGUAGGAGAUUUCCGGAACAUAGGCUGGCGUAAAUGCCUGCUUAAAUUUGCAAACAUUUUGCUUGAUCAAAUUACCUUAACACGUAUUUCGCACUAAAAGGGCGCUUUCCCGAAGGAGCUGGGCGAACAAGCACAGUGAAGGAUGUAUAAAGGGUUAAAAAUUAUCAACUCUGCCCCAGUAUUCGGGAUUUUUGAGUAAGAUCGCGCGGAGUAGUUAACGUUCCGUAUGAGAUAACCAUCACAGACAACAUCGAACGUCUUGAUUCAUCUUCUUUUAAAACUUUAAGGAGGUAGAAUGUAAAGAGUAAGAACAGUGAUCAGAAUGUCAAGGACUAAUUUCUCAUGCUUUUGUUUUGUGAAUUUUGCAGUAUUUCAGGUGGUUUUAUCGCAUGGACGGUGAAAGUUGCAUUAUCAGCACACACAAUUUUACGUGCAAGAUUCGAAAAGGUUGGUGAUAAAAAUAUGUUAGUUUAAUAUGUAUGUAUGCAUAGAAUCUGCUAACAGUGCGUCUUUCGGAAUUUUCCCUCGGACCAAAUCAAGUAUUUUGACUGCUGACAGUAUAUCGUCAAAUUAUUCUCUAUGCCACCUAUAUUGAUGCCUAGUUUACUGAAUCGCUUAGGUCAUUUAUGUUUUAUCCAAUGCGUGUUCCUGUUUUGCGUUUCUUUUCGGUGUCAAGUGGUGCUUGCCAUCGAGCGCAAGUAAAAUUUGUUGCAUAUUUUUUCGUCAUCAUUGACCGAUAUUACAAACUCAGAGCAGCUCCCGAGAUUCAGUUGACGUUAGUAAGCCGGUAGGCUUUAAAGUCAAAAGCUUUUCCGCCUGAACUAAGGGCCCCAUAUCCGGUCGACUGGGAUCAGAAAUGUCUGAGGUCACAUGUAGUUAAGUUUAACGAAUUUCUCCGUAUUUGCUGAACGAAAAAUAUCAUAUUCGCUUCUGGAAUAUUCCGGGUGCAGAAAGCACAAAAUAUGUCCGGGUCUGUCAAGUCAUCCUACUUGUUUUAACAAAAACUGGCAAUGCGGGCUUGCGUUGCAGCCAGUAAACUCUAUUGACAGCAUAAGUCUGAUUAUUAUUCUUCCAAACAGUUGUUGGAUCAUCCUUCUGGCGCGUGGAGAUCAGAUCACCCGAAGCUCUAACGGCAAGCGAGCUGUCAUUUCAGGACUCAAAGCCUUACCCUUCAAGACAGUACACUAUAUACAGCACUCCUUUCGCUGACAAGACCAAAGGUAAGUGAUUUCUUAAACAUAUCCAUAUUUUUUCUUCAAUAAAUCAGCACUCAUGCUGCAAUAUGCGUGUUAUUUAUUAUUGUUUUUGACCUGCCACAUCUCGUUAGUAUAGACAGGCAAUUGGUGGUGUGUGGAGAUCGAAGAACAAUCGCCUGAGAAGUGUCCUUGGGGUUUCAUGCAUUCCGCUUUUCUUCCAGAUCAUAUAUUCUAGACACCAGGGAUGGGAAAAUUUUACGUGAUGCCAGCGCCUUAUGAGGUAUUCGGUAGAUAAUUUUAGACAACGUUCUGGGAUAGACUGAUCAAGGUAGAAGAAGCUCGAGCACUUGGAACGCGGUAGAUUUCAAAAAGAGUAAAAGUCAAAACAAAAACCGAACUUUCCAUCCCGGAGACCAAGAAUUUUUAUUUUGCCAAAGCGGUUCAAAAAGAUACUUUAGAAAAUCAUUUGAUCAACCACUUGUGUUGAACUACUUCACGUAUAAAGACCAUUUUGACGGAUCAUUAUUUAGACUAGACUGUGAAGCUUAUUGGUAUAGCAGAAUUAGCUGUCCAAAGCCUGUCGGGAGGAAUCUUUAGGGACCACGUGUGAGAUUUAAAACUUUUGAAACCGAACAAAAAAGUUUAAAGUCUCAAAAUAAACGUUUCUGAAAAACGACCCUAAAAAUGAAAACCUACUUGCAUCAAAUACCGCAUUUAAAAGCCAUUUCACUUUACAGUGGAAAUAAUACAUGUAAGGGACGAUAGUGCUGAACAUUUUGAAUUUAUUAUUUCAAAAUAGAGCGAAUUUCUCUCUCUCUCUCUCUCUGAUACAACAUGACUGCACUUCUCACACUCCAACAAUCAAGUGAAUAGCGCACAUUGCAUGGAAGGAUUUUGUGAUCUAGCCUUACUAUAGUAACUGGAUGAAAGUUCGACACUUACUGAUGCAGCCCAUAUUUCGCGAUUUCUACUGAAGCAUGUUAGUAGAAAGAUUUUUCUGGGAAAAGUGACAGAAUUCCGCGUAGGAACGUGCUUUGGAGAAUGCUGGCUCUUUAUUAGGUAGCCGGCGUCAUUUGGUAUGCGUUGAGUCAAAUGCUGAACCCAGGUUGUCAUCCAUGUGCGUUGACCUGAAAAUGUGUGAUUAGGUAGCUGAGUGAGGUCAAAAACUUGCUUCAUGUUUAGAUCAUGUUGCAGAAACGAGCGAACGAGUCGACUAAUUCCCGUUAUUUCCUUCUAUGUGGGCUGGGAUGGACUGGGCCCCUCUAUCGAAAUCCCAACCGUUGGCACCGACACUUGGACGGGUGUUGGUUCUUUGUAAUUCCCAGGAACAACAAAAUGGUCUCAAUGAUACUUUGUUAAUAAAUUAUUACGAAAUGUGGUCCUGUAGCCCAAACUAACCUUUCCACGGGUCGUUUGGACUCAACUUAUGAACAUGUAUGUGUUUUGCCAAAGUAAUUACCGUGUCCCUCCAAUGUUUUCGAUAGAUAUUUUGUCCAUUGUUUAGCAAAGAACUCGCAUGGAACUUGUGAACAAAUCAAAAUUCCUAAAUGCAAACCUCUUCAAGCGAUUGUAUUUCAAGUGAAGUCUUAAUUCUGUUUAUAAGGACUACUAUCGUCGAUCGAGCAGUAUGUUUUAUGCCGUAUUUAACAAAGACCACACGCAAAGCUAAAGUGUGCCUUUCUGUUAGGUCGCUUCCUCCUCGAACUCUCUCAGCCUUUUGUCCACCACGCAACAAACUGCUCAACUAUCUCGAUCAAAUGUGCUUUUGAGCACACGGAGGAAGGUGAACACGUUCGGGUAUGCCUAUGUUAAUUAAUUAGAACGAGGAUUUUAUAAAUACUUGACAAACGAACUACGCAGUCGCGAUUGCAUAAAUCGGCCAAAAGACCCUUUUUUCAUGAGACUAUUUAUUACUCUUGGGCAGGUAUACGACAAAUCUCAAUUAUUCACGGGAUUUUGCAAUAAAUAUGGAUCAUUCGCAUGGAAACAUGGAUAUAAAUAUGCUGAAAUAUUUUACCAACCUGAAUUAAAACAGUCACCUUUGUGCAAGUAUAAACCAACACACACCAGCACAUUUUAAUGAUCUAUAUCACUUUUGCGCCUGGCGUUUUCGCCUCCCGUGAAUUUAAGAAGAACCACUUUUCCAAUUAAAAUAUCGAAGACGACACGGAGUCUUGAAGCCUAAAAGUGUGUAAAAAUCGUCUUGUUGGGACAUGGAUUGCCAAUAAACUAAGUCUUGUCAAACGAUAAGGUUUAUGCUAUGCCGCCUUAUGAAAAGUUAAUUGGGAUUCUGAAGUGUAUCUUCAGUUCGAGAAGAUUCCAUAAGUAUGGGUGUCAUAGUAAGUAUCUCGCCGCAAAACUUUAAGAUAAUCCAGUCGGCUUCCGUACCAGUUUCUUAUCAACCGCUUGCAUAAUCUAUUUUCGGCGAAAGAUGACUGCCUAAAUGGCAUGGAUUUCUCCCACUAAUAUUUGAUAUCCUUAUAAACACAUGCAAAAAAUAUUCUUCUUAGGCUCGACUGUUAGCAAAUCACGCCUUUUUAAAAUUUUACACUUGAAGAAAGAGUAUAUUUCGGUUUUGAAAGCUUUCUCAAUCCCCGAAUAAUUUUGGUCUCAAUCUGCCAUCACACUUGAAUUCAGGGUUUCCGAACUUCAAGCUGUAUACCUUUUGUGUGAAUAAAAGUCAUAGAUUUCUAUAUACUGUUAAGAAGAAAACACAAAGGAUUCAUGAAACUUUGCAAUGACUCUGGACGGCAUUGUCUACUUUAUAAAUAACAACAAUAAAUGAACUGACGCGGUGCUGUACAACCGGACAUUUCUCGCUCCUGUAAAAGCCCUUACUGAGAAAACCUUUUAUAACCAAAGGGAAUUCGUCCUUCAAGGAUAUAGUUUAAAGAAUAUGCCGUGUGCUAUCAAACGAGUAAAAAAGGAUUAAUUUUGAGCAUGUUUUCAAUAAAAUAUAUUCCAAUUUAUUAAGACCUCGAAAAUCAAUGAGGGGGGCUUCACGCUAUAUAUGCAAUCAUUUUUUACAAAAAAGUAAUUAUUGUAGGCAGCCGAUAAGGAACCCCUUCAAAAAACGGCAUCCUGGCGUGACUAAAUUAUAUUUAAAUUGUACGACACGCUAAUUGGCAUGAAAACCACACUUAAGUCAUCCUUUAUAGUUGAAAAAGCACUUGAAAAUUUCAAUUAACACUUUAUGAGAUAGCAAAUGUACUGUCAUAUUGGACUAACCCAGAUUAGCUUCCUUACGUGUGUGUUUGAAAUGUGUAAUAACUGGUAGCCGUACCCCUCUCCCCAGCUGCUAUGCAGUUUUACUAGCCUUCUUCGUCAAAUUAGCUUAUUAUCAGUACGGAAAAUAAACUCAAGCUGGGAAACGUUCUUCGGUCGUUUUGACAGGAGAAAAUGAAAACACUCAUUUCCCUCCCCUCCGUGACAAAACAACAGCUGGGUGCCUCGCGCCUCAUCACACCAGGAUUACACAAUGUCCUUGAUAGUUCUGCUGAAUAUCGUCACUCUGCGACAUUCUGAUCUCUUUCCACAUAGCAUGCUUCUCCAUCCUUCUUUUGCUAGGACGAUCAUGGUCUCUACAAGCGAGUGCUAGGUCAUGACGCUUAUACGUUAGCGACGCACAUCCAAGUCGCGGUCUGCGCGUUGCCAGAUGUGGCGUCCGGUUCACUCGAGUUGUCUUGUCAUCUGCCUCCCCGCUUCUCUGAUGUGGUUGUGCUUUAUGUGCUGUUGGCAGCAGGUCCCUCCAGACGGUCAACAGUUCUUUAAGCGGACUAGACAGAACAUAAAAUACUCCCGAAGCGAUUUACGAGGCCAGGUCGCAAAGUAGACGUGCGUAUGAACACUUAUAUAGAGAAAGAAAUAAAGAGAUCUAUCAACGCUGUUACAAAACCCUCCAUAACUCCAUCAGGGGUUAGCGGUGCGCAGAACUUACGAACCUCCAGUAGCGUGCAUUCGACAUGUAGCAGGGCAAUGUUGAUCUGAUGGCGAGAUGCAGACUUGCGACCUGUGCCCAAAUAACAAGGCAGCCAGUGAUUGCAACACUUACCCAAUCAUUGUGAUGUCCCUUUUCAUCGAUCAUACUGACGGACACCAAGUAACCCACACAGAUAAUUCAUGAGACCGAAAGCAAGACGAUGUCCACCGUUCGCUGCAGGGUAUAGUGGACAUAGGGUGGCAAUUUGCAUCCACUUACCGACUUCCGCAUCAUCUCUCACCCUCCAGAGUCCGGUGGGAAGACACAGUCAGGGCUCUACCGCAGACGGGUUUGGACGCAACGACCGACAAAGCUAAACUGCCCGUCUGUGUGUGCCACAGAAGAACUGGCCCGACCACAGUGGGCCGACUUGCGACAGAACAAAAGGGGACGACUUGUAUCCCACCUGAGUGGGAGUGCGCUAGAGACCAUUUUCAGAAAAAAGUCAUUGCCGCCUUGCUGUCCGUCCUUACAGUAGGACUGAAUUAGUCUGCUAGGUCCGUCAUGGUAGAUUCAAGCGUCUCAGACGUUAUAGUGCAAAAUGCGCUGAAGUGCUGUGGGGACUCGACUGCAACCUCUCAUCUACCUCUCAGACAUCAUUUCGCUGUCCGUACCUGUCAGCUAUCUGGUGCUCUAACUGGACGUAAAUGCAUGGCGCGUCAUGAAACCUGCGCCUAGGCGUGCAACCACAGCCCCCUAAAUUUAGCACUUUUUAUAGGAUAUGCAGCCCGACUAAUGCGUGCCCCGUCCGAUCCUGCCUCCUUGUGCUGGUCCGGCGUAUCUCUUGUGUGUCCCGUUGCGGGAACACUCGAGUGACCCGAGAGCUACCUGCCAUGUCAUUAAAAGCCACAUGUCAUCAUUCGUGCCAUCCUGUGUUAGUGAGAUGGAAGACCUGGUCAUAACUGUAGCGGCGUUCGAAACAGCACACCAAGACAAUGUAGAUGAGGGAUCCUCUGCCUCUGAUAACCGGCCAAUUUCCGACGUCCACAUGACAGUUCGACCGUCGGUUUCGCCGAUGUCCACCGUGUGCUGCACCAGGAGGGUGGGGCAGGGACGGUGACUUGUGCGAAAAUUUAGUUUAGAGUGAUAGUAGACUUGCGCAGUAUCUGUCGCACUCUCUUCUCCUCCCCUAUCUGGACCCGUUGUUAAAACAAAUUCAAGGAGACCAGAGGCAGGGGGUGGCACAGGUGGAUGGCGCGGCCUAACCCGCACCUUGACGUUCCACUCCACACCCCCUGGUCCACAGAACAAAUGACCAGGUCCUUGAUUAACAGCAACAAUGGGUGGUGGCGGGGGCCCAGCGUGCGCGACGUACGCCGGCAACCGGGUCCGCCACCGCACCCCAAAACGCAGGCAUUUGUUACGGUGCGCAAAGCCGAUAACGCCUGCCAGAAUCCGAUAUGCUCCCCCCGUGUUGGUCCAGCGCAACUACCACAUGGCCCGUUUGGGGUGCACUUCCACUCACCCCCCCACACAAACAUACACGACGGCUCGACCGUCGGCUUCGACGGUGCUCCAAAUUAGAGGGAGUGCAGCGAUGGUGCCUUGCGCGUGAGUUAGUUUGAAGUAGCAAUAGGCUUGCGCCGCAUCUACUGCACUACGGCAACCAGGUCCGUAGUCAAACCCCGAACUUUUGGCAUUUGUUACGGUGCGCAAAGCCGAUAACGCCUACCAGAGUUCAAUAUGGACCUCGUGUUAGCCCAGCGCAUCUACUACGUGGCCCGUUUGGGGGGCACCAACGUCGUCAUACAACUUGACUGACAAACACGCCUAAAGUCAAGGUGGCGAAGCACAAGAGCUUGCUCACGUAUGAGUCGGUAUGAGACAGUAUGAGACUGUCACUGAGGUCAUUAUUAGUUGAAUCGAUUUACAUUGGAACUCUCUGUGUGAGGGGACACUUUUUAACAUAAUUCUCCUAUUCCGUUGUAGUUCAAGGUUCACACAAAAUACCGGACGAUAUGUGGAAUCGGCCACCGAGACCUGCCUCCUUGUAGUGAGUGCUUUGAGUUUGCUACGCAAACCUUUGUCAGAGCAUCAGUGACCCUUCUAAUUAUCUAACCUCGUUUAUUCUCCAGAAAAGGUGGUUUUCGACACCGAGGCUGGUACUGUUACGGUGACUGCUGAUGUUUACAGGGGAGACAUUAAUGGGGAGCGAUAUGGGAUUUUUACUUGUCAAUCCAAAGACCUUGAGGAUCUCCAUCACCUGGUUGAUUUCGGACCCGAAAACGCCGCAGAAUAGGUAAACACUUGGAAAAAGGGUGUAUAAUUAGCGUUAUCAGUUUAGUGCCUAUUGGUAAUUUAUUCCAUAAUCCUGUCUUCAGCCAUCUUCAGAAAGUUUUGGGUUUGUUCAACAUUCCUCAACAAAUUCUGCUAUGA
Messenger RNA from Spirometra erinaceieuropaei, 27789 nucleotides. Lineage: Eukaryota; Metazoa; Platyhelminthes; Cestoda; Diphyllobothriidea; Diphyllobothriidae. The record is from the annotation of a GenBank genome assembly.